Messenger RNA from Spirometra erinaceieuropaei, 14148 nucleotides. The record is from the annotation of a GenBank genome assembly. NCBI's taxonomy places the organism in Eukaryota, Metazoa, Platyhelminthes, Cestoda, Diphyllobothriidea, Diphyllobothriidae.
AUGGGUAGGUUUAUUAUUAAGUUGAUGCCUACCUGCAAAAAAUGUCGAACUUGACUACGUUCGUAGUAAGCUUGAAAGUAUUUGUGAUUUUUUGGACUUUAUUGCCGGUGUGGUUACCUCUUUUGACAGACGACUUUGGAUGGCGCAUUCGUGUGCGGCCAAAUUCGGACUUUGCAUUCCUGACUGCACUUUCGGGAAAACCAACGGUGAGUUAUCAGUUGUGUCAAGGGUAUGAUCGAAUGUGUUUCUUAAUAUAAUUCGGACUAUUUUUUCUAUAUAAGUCAUUUACAAUUGACAACGCGUCUGUCCCAGAAGGCUCCUCAUCCAAUCCCUGCAAAUUGCCGAAUUCGUGUUGGCAAUUACUGAAUGGUGAGAUUUAUUUCGCUGAAGGUGCUUUUUAAGUGGGAAGUAACUCCAAUUCUGUUUCUUGUAUCACUGUCACAAGGCAAAUUCACGGAUUGUAUUUUCACAUUUAGUCCAUUUUUGUUGCCGCAAUAUAUAUCGAGGCGUUAAUUUGCCUUUAAGAUAGACAAUAUGCAAUCCUUGAGUCAGGUGCAGUAUCCGGGACUGGAUCCAUUCUCGUAAAUCCGGUCGACGGCAGCAAGUCCGGUUCUAAGCUAAUCGUCAGGGACACAAACGGGACGGCAAUGGGUACAUCUCUUUUUUUCAACACAAAGUUAUUCGAUUUCCAUGUAUGGUGUUUUCAUAUUGACUUUGAAAAUGAAAAUUACCGGUCCAAUUCGCAGCAAAAUAUAUUAAAUGUAAGGAUAUAUGUAUAAAGUGAAGUUAAUAAAGCGGGCGACUUUAUUGCUCAGUGAAGGUGAACGCAUCCCUUUCGACAGUCAUCUGCUUUUCUUACCUUUGACUCGUUGUCUGUACUCUAGCGCAGACUUUGUAAUAAAAGCCAUUAUGGCCUUCCUUGAAAAUGCAAUUAGCAUCCCUGGCUUGUGGAUCACAAGCACAGCAAGGCAGACACUGUCAGGAAGGAUCAAAAAAGUAAUUGCGUUGCAAGGCAAAAAACGCGAAAUCUGUUAGAAGUUAGAAUUAUACUAUAAGUGAAUUUUCUACUGACGCAAAGAAAUCAAUCAAAACUGUAAAACCAAUUUCUACCUACUUGUCUGUAUUGUUGACAAAUGCUACUUCUUGCGUCUUAAAGUAGACACAUCCCAGCCUAUAGAAAACGAAAUUCACGCUAGAAAUCAGGGUUACGCAUUUUUUGGAAAAGUAUAAUGAUUCAAGUGAAUGAUCCAUUUGCAUAAUAAUAUCGAAUUUCCACGUAGGUCCGAAAUUGCAAAAUAACGCUGGAUCAGUCGAAGUGCUUGAAAUGGACCCCAACAUGAACACCGUCGCAUACAUAUUAUACAGUGAAAACGUUAAGGUAAGGCAUGUGAUUUUACUUAGUUUGUGAAUAUCACCUAAUGACGCUCUGAAAAACUCUCUUGGUUUCUGUGACAUUUAAAUACGCGUACAAUUGAUUGAGCUUUUGUUUUGGUAAUUUUAGAGUACAACAGUCAAUGGGAACAUAGUGUUCACAAAUGAGGCCGGUGGUCAUUCCAAGAAACGGCAGUUAACAGUUCCCUACAGUAAGUCAGAAUUUUAAUCGGAUGUUUGUGAGAGCGGUUAAGCAAAAGUUAGUCCCGGUUAUAUGCUUUGAAAAUUUGUCGAAAUAAUAAACUGGCGUAGUGAUAGACUAAGGAUUUCAACUUAAAAAAUAUAUUUGAUAAUUCCAUUAAUUAACUGUUUUCUACUCCAUAAUAUCAAUAGUUGACGCGGCUUUCAAGGGCAAGGAUGCUCUUUUUCUAACGGGGCACAUCGGCAAUGAAAGUCUGAACUAUGAGAUAAAACUGUCCACAAACGAUACUGCCACGUUUACUGUCGUCCCUAGUGAGAACUUUGCUAUAUUUACGACGAUUCGUGUUUCUUUCAACAGCGCCUCCACCGUGAUUUACAGUAAAAGUUUGAUUCUUAUAUCCUCACUGAUUUUAAUGAAAAUAAACGUUUGAAAGGUGAAAUGUUCACCGAUUCUUUGGCAUUUGUUCAUUUUUAAAAAAUUGUUCAUUAAAAACUAUACAAAAACAUCUCUGUUUUGACUGUGAAGGGGGGGUGAUGACAAAUAACGCAGACUAUAAAAAAAUGCUCGCUUAACUUCCCCUGAGUACUUUGCCGUGGGCGGUGAAAAGAGCGGUGAAAAAAUUGAAAAAAGAUGUUUUAAAAAAAUGCACGCCCACGAUAUGACGUAGAGCAGCCGAGAGUCUUUCUAUUAACUAGGCAUGAAUUAAACUAGGCUUUCGGGUAUAAUAUAAAAGCAAGUAAGCAAUUUGCUUUUAUUUGCUAGAGUAAAGCUUAUGCCCUCAGUAGGAUAGACACAUCUUCCAAAUAAGUUCAAGCACUAAUAAGUAGUAAUGACAACUGGUAUUAGAAGAAUAACCACUAUGCCAAUUUACGCUUACACCUCUGUCGCGUACACCAUGUAAUGUAAUAACAGGGUAGAUGGGAGCUUUAUCGGCCGCGACAACAAAUGGUGUACUUACGAGAGCCCAGUAACAAGUAGAAAUGGAGCAAACACGUGAAUUUUGGCAGUCCUUACUUGCGGAUAUGUCUUUCAUGCCUGACCAAGUCCGGCACGUAGCUUUGUCCAAAGAAUAUAUUUCGGUGGCAUGCUUUUAAGCACGUAACCGCGGGGAUUUCGACCUAAUGACGAUUCUUUUUAAAUGAACCUCUCCCAGCUCUACCCCAGCUGAAGGUUGGCCUUUGGACAGAUUUAAAAAGUAAUUAUAUCCGUGAAUUGCAUAGUGUAUUUUCGUACAAAUUCAGAAUUAUUCCAUUUAGCAGGUAGUUUAAUUUCAAAACAGGCGCUUUCCUAGUGUGAAGAAUGUAAGUGGGAAUUGUAUAUCUCGUUAAUUCCAAAACUCAUUUUGGUCAAAUUGCAGUAAAGAGACCCUUUAAAUUUUCAAGCCCUCACGCUAAUGCGACGGUUUUUCGCUGCAAUAUUAUCUGAAUAAUCCGGCAGACACCAUUUAAAAAGACAUUCUUCCAACACCUAUGAACGCUGAUUGCGUUAUACUAACAGUAAACUAUUUUCGUGAGUGUCACGUAAGUUAAUGAACUUUGUUUAAGACACAACCGCGGGUCCUAGUUCACUGUUACAAAUUCGCCGAGAAUGUUCACACAACUAGUUGGGUAGAGUAGACGUAAAUUAUCUUCCGCCUCCCAACAAUUCAGUCUCACACACUCUGUCGCACCUACGCAACAAUGCAAUCUUUUCGCCCAAACUACCCAUCAGUCAUCGUUUCACGCACUGCGGGCUGGCUUUUUGAAAAUAAUCAGGCAAAAAUUCCCAUCUUCCCACACCUAGGGCGUACUGUUAUAGAGGUGUUGCUUGAGUAUCAACCGAUUCGAGUUCAGACUUAUAGUGUGCAGCCAUUGGUUGGGAUAUCAGUGGCUGAUGACUUCGUUUAAGUCAUAAAUAGCUGGUAUUGUUUACUAGUCUACAUGUUACUGCUUGUGUGAACUAUAAACUCACAGUUCUCAUGAAAAUGGGCAGUCAUCCCACGCGUAAUUUAGUAUUUUGCAAAUCAUUUACAUUCUCGUCAUCUAUUAAUUUGUAUCCUGAUUAGGUGAAUAGAGAAAAUUGUGCCGAAAACCUUGAAGUGAUACUUUUACAAUAAAGCGUGUUUCUCGUUCUCUAGCUCCCAUUUGAGAAAGACUCUCAUGUUCCCUACAUUCGCCUGAUCUUGACCUGCAUUCAGUUAAUUCAAAUAUGGGCUGAACCGACAAGCAACGUUUAAAAACCUGUGAGUGGUGGAAAAAAUCUGGAAAACAAGAACCACAGGAAAUUAAAAAUUUUCUGAUAGCCUGGAUAAUGGCGUGUAGGCUGGAGGAACUUGACACAUUUUUUUAAUAAAUUGCACACGUGAUGUAGAUUUGCUGGAAGGCGUCACAGCUUCAAAAAAUAAGAAAUACACGGAUGAGUCAAUGCCCUUGAAGUAACUGCAAACAGUCGAUAAUAUUUUUGCUUGUGAUGCUGGAAUUUGAAUGAAUGGUGUUAUGUCUGAAAUAUUCGGGUGAAAAAUCUCUCGUGGAAUCAACAUUUCACGAAAUACCGAUAUGCCAACAUGGUACGCCGGGAAAAUUUCAUGCGUUAAUAGGAUGUGUUGUGACUGUUCUGUUAAUAUCUAAUUUUAGAAGUAAAUGUCGGGUUGCGUUUGACUGUGAAAAACCAUAUCAAUUGCUAACAUUUAAUGCGAUACUUCUGUCAUCCUCACUUCCUUAUAUGCCUGUUCCACUCUCAAUUAUUGAUGAACGCAAAAUUCACCCGUGAUUCACAUAAUACGGCGGUUCCAGUGCAGUAUACCGAACAGAGUAAUACUGCUGAAAGAAACCCGAGCGUAAUUGCGGUCUGAAUAUAAUCAUCUUAAUAGUAGCAAUUUUGCAAGCUCAUCAUUUUUCCGCUCGAAUCUCAAUUUAUUAUACUUAAUUUGCUUCUAACGAUUUCAUUGAAGGAAACUGGUUGGGUUUCGCACUUUUGGAAUUUUGUGCGGAGCAAAUCAUUCAUGAUCUAACGCACUUCUACUUAACGGGCAUAGGUGUCUGCAUUCAGCCGCAUCUACUUUUCUAGGAUUCGUUUUUACUUAAAUUUGGUUUUGGUCAAUGCCGCGUACAUUUACUCCUACAUAAAUUAGGUGAUCCUUUCUCUUAACAUAUUAGUGUUAACACAUACCGGGAUAUAGUCCAAAAAAUCACUAAUAUGGAGUUUUGGAUAAUUCACGAAUAUUUGACACAGUAAUUCAAUUCAACAGUGCAAUUCAGACGAAUGGAAAAGAAUAUGCGCAUCCCAGGUUCUUGUUUAAAACAAGACGAAGGCAAGAUCACUGGGACGGUAGAUUUAUUGCAAUUCAACUACGGACACAGAGAUAGCAGUCAGCACCUAACGACUAUGAUGGCUGCACUAAAAAUCCUCUGGGCCAACAUGAUUCAUUUCCAAGUCAAGAGGACAAACAGUGAACGAAACGAGGCAACGACCCUCUUAUUGCAGCAUAAUAUGUAAGUGUAUCCAUUAAUUAGCCCAGUUGUCAUUCAUGGCUCUCCAAUUAUACAUCUGUCUCAUCCUCUUCGGGUCUUUUGUCUUCUGUUAAUUCUAAAGUGGCUUAUUCCUGGGGUACUUCGUCUGUAGAAAGUUAAAAUUUCAAAAUAAAAUUCCUUCGUAUCCGAUGGUUUUGAAUCAAUGAAAGGAAACCCUUGAGAGUUUUGCGCUGGAGCCAAGUGUUCGGUAUUGUCUAAUUCUGAGCCACUUGUGUUUUGCCGGUCAUUCACUUGGCGCCUAGAUUCUGCUUAAAAGGAUCAUUAAAAAAUGCUUGAUCCUCCGUCUUGCUGCUACAACCUUAAGGAUGUGCAAAUUGUGAACAAGCGAUUGUCCAAAUAAGGCAGCUAUGAUUCCUGCAUACUGGAUAUUUGUGCUGCAUCAGACAAUAGAGUGUUAAUCUGUGGAAGCAGUGCGAUUGACUUUCCUUUGUUGUAGACGCUUAAGUGUGCAAGACCUGCUACAAUCUGAUCACAGCCCCCAUCCUUCCACUGAUGAAUAGGAAAUUACUAGUGACAGAAGAAGAAGAAAUGUAGUCAUUUAUGACUGCGUCCACAACUUCAGUCAACUUAAAAAUUAAAUGUACUUCUGAAUAACCCGUAUAUAUGUUCUCUGGAAAGUAAUCCCCGUGAUGGAUUUAUUCAUCCAGAGAAUAAACUGUGUUUCAAAUAUACUUUGUACUUGCACAACUUUCGCCGUGUAUGUGACCGUUAGAAUGGCUAUUGCCUGCAUUCCUGUCGCUAUACAGUGAGUGACUGAUCCCAUUAUAUGUUGGCCGAAAUUUUGAAUCGCGUUGUCGAUUAGGAAGGAUUAGAUAGGCCCGGCUGUAAAACUGACUAUCUUGCGGCAUAAUCCUAUAAUGCUGCAGACUCAGCAGUAUGUCAGUUUUUGAAUGCAUUGUUUUUCAAUCUCCUGUAACAGCCGUAUUUAAUACAAAAUGACUACUAAAUUUGCAUGCAUUUUUCUCAUUAAUUUUCGAUGGUUUUAUAAAUUCAAAUAUAUUUUAUAGAAAUAACGACCAAAAAUAUGCCUUAUUUCAAUCGUUUGAUGUACAACCACGUCAUCUUUAUAUUUAGUGCUUGGAGAAGGACUAUAAUAUGGUUUCAAAUAAGUUUCCUAAUUCCCGAAUAAUUUGGGGUCUGAUCAGUCGCAGCAUUAGCCCUUACUGAUUUUGAUCUACAAGAUGCAUGCGUUCCGCGUGAAGGAAAUCACAUAUUCUUCUAUGCCUUUAAAAACAUACCAUAUAGAGUCUUUCAAAAUUUGCAGUGGAUGCGGACCAUGUUGUACAUUUCAUGAGGAGCAAUGGUAAACGGGCAGGUAGGAUGCUGCAUGAAUAGACAUCGAACGGUCUUAAAAAUCUCAUAAUUACAAACUUUUGAAGACCUAAUUAUACUCCUUCUUCAAGCAUAAAAUAUAAAGAUGAUAGGAUUCUCUAUCAAACGAUUGAAAAAGACAUAUUCUUUCGUGUUUUCUAUUAAAUAUAUUUGAAUUUAUAAGACCAUCGAAAAUCAGUGAGAAGAAUGCAUGCGAAUUUAGUAGUCAUUUCGUACCAAGUACGGCUAUUACAGAAAAUUACAAAGCAGUGUUUUCAAAAGCUAACAUCCUGCCGAGUCUGCAGCAUUGUAGGAUUAUGCGCAAGCUAAUCAGUAUCACGACCGCGCCUAAGUAAUUCUUCCUAAUCGAAAACGCAAUUCAGAAUUUCGGCCAAAAUAUCAUGAGAUCGGUCACUCACUAUAUAUAUGUAUAUAUAUGGACAGUAUUUUAUUACCGUUAAAGACUAGGGAGACUGAAAUGGCUAUUUCUGGCUUAUUAGCCGUCGUUAGCCAGUCAUACCCAACCCCGAAGUGUGGAACACCUGUGGCUCAUACUCGCGACCUGUUAGAAAGAAGUCCAACGCCUCUAACCACUGGGCCACGGGCCCGUUGUCCUGACGGUUUCAAUCGGAAAUAUGCGAUGGUAGAGGGGCGCUCAUCGAUCGUUCUUGCGGAGCUCACUUAUUCCGUUGUGCCCUACGGGGUUGGGUAUGACUAGCUGACGACGGCUAAUAAGCCAAAAGCGGCUAUUCCUGUCUCUCUUGUCUUUGUCGGUAAUACAAUUCUGCCUAUAUCAUGUGCCGCUGUGCGGCUGCUGUUUGGGCUGCAGAGAGCCCAUAAGGCACAACGGAACGAGUGAGUUCCGUAAGAACGAUCGGUGAGCGCCCUCCACCACUGUAUAUUCCCGAUCGAAAACCGACAGGGCAACGGGCUCGUGGCUCAUCGGUUAGAGGCGUGGACUUCUAACUAACAGGUCGCGAGUUCGAGCCUCGGGUGGUCCCUACUUCGGGGUUGGGUAUGACUGGCUGACGACAGCUAAUAAACCAAAAGCGGCUGUUCCGGUCUCUCUUGUCUUUGUCGGUAAUACCAUUCUGCCUAUAUCAUGCGCCGCUCUGCGGCUGCUGGUUAGGCUCGAAAGAGAGUCCGUAAGGCACAGUGAGACGAGUGAGCUCCGUAAAAGCGAACAAUGAGCGCCCCUCUACCAACUUCAUCAUCCGCUGCACGCGGGCACGCCCAUAGCCAACAAGCGGAGGAGAGGCAUCAUCAAUUGGGCACUUGCUACCGUAUGUGUCUAAAACAACAAAUCGCACUGCGUAGGCAUCGUCCGGCAGGCACUUUGCCCACCAUUCCCAUGCACAUAAAGGACCGUCUCGACGCAAAUGAGCGAUAGAGUGUAGAAUACCAAAUUUCCUGCCAGGACUGUCUUUGGCAUUAUAAAGGCCAAGCAGGACGACACCUUGGCGGGCCUUUCGGAGUGGAUACCUACUGUCUCAAGUUGCCACCCACAUGCUGGAAGGAGGUCACGAGUUCGAUUUUGCGUGCACGCGGAUGCCAGCGCGCGCGUGCAACAAGAUGGGGCGAAAACUGUUAAGGCGUAGGUGUCAGACAACAGCUCUAUCAAUAGAGACGUUAAUUUACCUCCGUGUUAUACCAUGUGCUACGCCCACUUCCACGCCGGAAAAGCCUCCCGUCACCACGCCGUGAGACCACUUUGAACAAGACACAGCCACGGACACUACCCCCCUUCCCUCACUCCUCCCCGGCCCGAUGUUCACCUACACAAAUGUCCACUCGUUGUGCAUUCAUGCCUCCUGUGCGAGCUCGAAAAUUCAGAUUAAUAAACUUACCAUUCCAGCUGCCGCUCCUUCGUCAUAUUCUAAAUAAGAUCUUUUUAUACCGCUGCAGCUUCCAGAUAGCACAAAAUAUCCUCCUUGCUAUAAUUUCAUAAUCACGAAUUUCAGUAACGGCACAACACCAUAGUUUAUGGGGUUUGUUUUUCACGAGAGCUGGAUGAGUUACUCUUACCAAGGCAGGGCCGCGCGCGUCAUCUCUCCUGUGUCGCGGAGUUGUUAAUAUACCUAGAUUUCUGCCAAGGUUCUUAAUUUCAAUUCGAAAAUACUACAAUUUUCCGAUUUUCGAGCACAGGCUUUUGCCUCUUUCUUCAAGUCUAUCUCUUUAAUUUCCGACUCCUUUCGGCCGGCUUGUUAUCAGGGUUAAAGCGUCUAGCUUGUGCGCAUUUUUUGAGAAUCAGCGUGCGUUCUGGCUACAGCUAACAGACCGCUUUUCAACCUGCAACGAAAUACAGUUUUUUUGACCCCACCAUAAGUUUCUUUCAAACUGCUUUCAUCCCGCCCACCAUCUAUAGAAGCUGCGUUGUGUUCUUGAACACUACCAGAGCAUUCGUCUCAUUGAAUGGGAAGGACGAUGACUGACUGUUCCUCCAGAGUGAAGUAAUUUCUUUCCCUCGCGUGACACUGGCGGAGAUGAUGAGGAUAUCUAGUCCCUCAAGCGGGUGCUAGGCUUUUGUCCUGACAUGUACGAUGUGCUAGUCAUCACAUGGUCUCGCCUUUUGAGCGUAUUUAGCACUCGCGCAUUCAGUUCAGAGGGCAGUCAUGCGCAAGUGUUCACGAAUCCUUCAGUUGUCUCCACGCAGCUCGACAGCUCGACCGUCGUCGAAGGUCUCUACGUAAACAUCAGACUGAAAAUAUACAAAUUGGCCAUUUUGACGGUUUUGUUGGAUGGCACGGAAACCCCAACAGUCAACGAGGAAUAAGCGCGGAAACUCAAUCACUUCCACCUCAGUUGUCUCCGCCGGAUACUAAGACUGGGGUGACAAGACGGGAUUCCGGAAACAGAAGUUUUGGAACGGGCUGGCCUCCUCGGUAUCCAUGUCAUGUUGAGGCAACUGCAACUUCGAUGGAGCGGUCAUCUCGUAAGGACCGCCUGCCAAAACAGCUCUUCUCUGGAGACGUCGCCAUGGGUGCUCGCCGACAAGGAGAUCGAACCUACUGCUACAAGGACACCUUAAAGAAUCCUUUGAAGCGGCCAAAAAUCAACCUGAAGACUUGGGGAGACUUUACACAGGAUCACUUGGUCUGGAGAAUGGCAGUGAAGACGUGAGCAGCCAUCUUCCAAACAGAUCGCAGUUGCCAAAGCCAAAAGAGGAACCCGCAAGUCUCAGGCGCCCCUGACUCCCAACGUCAACUCUCCACUCUUCCCAACGUGGUAACGAACAGUCCAUGCGCGGAUCGGCCUUGGCGCACAUAUCCGGGGUCGGACGACCCAACCACUGUCUCUCUUGCUCUUUCUGGCCCAACCCUCACCGCGGCCACUACGAUAACCACAACCGACAAUCGCAAAUGAGGACGAUGGAGGUAAAAGGAGUGCAGUAUUUUCCGUGAUGCAUUGUCACGCAACCACGUGUCUGCUAUCACUAACAGCCUCCGCAUUCGUUGUGGUGGGAGGGGCUGCGUUUUAUGCGAUGGUUGUGUGUUAGUCCGCAUCCGAGUCGUUAAUUGCCGAAAUUGUGCGACCGCUGUGGAUUCUUGGCUUGAUAAAUGCUCCAGAAUUUGGCUCACAGUCACGGGCCGACAAACACUUCCUUGUUAGCUCAGCAGACGAGGGAAAUUUCACUGUUGUAUAUGGACAGUGCAGACUUCCCUCAGAAUGCUAAAUGCUCUGGGAAGAAUCGGAAUUUCUCUGUCCCAUGUCAAACGAGGACGCAAAAACGCCGACAUUUGAAACCAAUACGACGUUUUCGCCAAUGAACAACUCAGGUGCAAUGUCAUCAAUCGAGCGACGCGUGGCGAGGGUUCAGGCAACGGCCUUGGUCCGAUUCUAUUGUCUACUAAAAGCGCACAGAUAGGGCGUUCCUUCCCGAUUCAUUCUAACUUACGGACUGACAAUGUGGCUGUUUCAGUAUCCUGCAUUCAUGGCCACUGAUCGAGAUACCACAGUCAGUUCGUCAAAACAACCCUUGGAAAACAUAAGAGGGUAAGUCGCCUGCCAAACUGCAUCGAGAUAUCUUUGGUGUCACGUCCCUUCUAACUUCUCAUUACACGGAAUCUGGCGGUCGAGAUCAUUUCAUUGCUCUUACAUUACAGAUACGAUCAGACGGGUAAUCCCCUCACGCACGCCUAGAUCCUCCAAAUCCUGAAAUCCUCUCUCAAGACGUACCCAACCUUCGACGGAACAAUCUACGAGUAGGUGGGAGGCACGUCAGUGGGUCCGCCGAUUUCGGGACUCAUAGUUGAGGCGGUUCUACAACGGUCGAGUUCGCUGGUCUACCGGCAUCACAGAUCGAAAUUCUGACGCCUUUGUCGUCAUCAAACAAAAGUAGAUGUUGACAUUUCAACAACGUCUAAAUAAGGUCUUCCUGAACGUACUAUUUACGAUGGAAGAGGAAGAGGACAACCAGCUAACAUACCUUGAUGUGCCGGUCUACGGCAGAGAUUGUGAUGGCCUAGAAAUCAAAAUGUUCCGAAAAGCGCCAGAAACAACACAAGUCCUGCGCUUCAGUAGUAACUACUCAAGCAAUCAAAAGAGCGGUUGUGUAAGGGCAUUAUAUUGGUGUGUUGUGAAACGUUACAGUGGACUAGAAGAGGUCGCUGAAUUAAGGCAUCUUUUACGGGUGCUUUGGGGAGAAUGGCAACCCGCGCAACUUCGUCAACCACUGCAUAAUCAAACGGGACGAGAGACCUAAUACAAUCUUCUUUUAAUUUUUGGCGAGCGCUCCUAUACAUCAAUAACGUUUCAGAAUUCAUCAGCCGCCUGCUCAAGCCAUUUGGAGUUGGAGUUGCACGCAGACCAGAAGCAACUAUCAUGUGUCAAGUCAUGAGGUCUAAAAAGUUAGAGCCGCUGCAGGAAACGUCUAGAGUCUUUCAAUCAUUCAGUUGCGGAAAAACCAACCGCGUCGGAGAAAUUAAGGAAUUACUCCGAAUGCAAGUGGCCGAACAUUUGCCAGCUUUGGGUAUGAAGGAUGUUAUUUUCCGACCUCUUGUUGUUUGUAUCAUCAGUAUCGUGGUUACCAGUUAAUCAUCAUACGUUACGACUUCCCACAAUAAUAUUCUGUGCCGCGACAUUGCCUGGUAAAUAUAAUUAGUCAUUUGGGAUGGCGCAGGUGGCCGAACUUUCCAGAGGUCUCUUAUGGGCUGGCCGGUUAUGUCUCUGUCAUGAUGGCGGUGAACUGCCUCUACGGCUAUAUUAUCUGAGCCAGCAGGCGAUGAACCUAAAAUCAGACGUGAACUGACUGUACUGAGUACCAUAUCUGAAAAAAAUGCCCUUGCAAUGUAAUAAUGCGAAGAAAAAAAUACAAGUUAUUUCUAUUUUUAUAUGUUGAUACCAGUAAUACACAACUGUUAUUAGGCAUAAUCAGCCGAUCGAUUUAUUUUAGGAAAUUAACUGAUGACGAUCGAUGUGGGAUUUAAUUAAUUAUAGGGUCAGCAAGAAUAUACAAACGGCUGUUUAGUUAAAGAGUUCAGUAGGAACUGUCGCAGCCGUUAAUCGUUGUCAGAGAGUUCAAAAUGUGCGAAUUGACAAGUGUCGCACACUCACGUAGAGCGAGGACAGAGCGAGAGUGAAACAGAGACAGCGCAGUCGAGAAGGAGGGGCUAAAGAGUAUCAUGCACAUUUUCGCACAGAAAUCUAAUAACGAGUCCAUUAUCGAAAAACUGCUUUCAGACUCCAGUCAACAUACUGUUCAAAGCUAAUUUUGUGCAUACCAAGGGCAUCCAACAAGCACCCGCAAAAGCCGUGUUAAGAGCCAGAAUAAUUAUGAGUUUAAUACUGAGAAAGCAAACGCAUCAUACCUUAAUAAAUUAUCUGAUAUGCUGAGUCACCCAGGAAGCACCGAGCCGUACUACCUUUGGAAUAGUGCAUUCAACUUUCUGUGUAAUAGCAGGUAUUAAUAAUUUGUCAUUCAUCUGCCUUAGGACCAACGACAUCGACUACAUGCAUAUGACACGAAACAUUUUUCAUCCCAGUUCAGUCAAGCGAACACAUACUGUUCAAUCGAAAUUAACUCACUUGCGAAAGAAAAUACAAGAAGUCCUAGGAUUUAAUUACUGUAACCUGUCCUUAGCCUAUGCAACAAUUUCUCUUAACAGAUCUGUUUGUACGAGCGAACCUGUCCGCUCGACGGUACUUUUUAUCAUCCAAUACCUUUAUUUCCUCUUUCAGUACCAAGUUCUAAGCCCACAACCGACGUUAACAACCAACACGGCCUCAAUAGCAAUCAAUUCGUCUAAUUUUUCACCUCGUUUUCGCAACCAGCUGCGUCCCCCCACCCUCCCCCCCUUGUAAUCUUGUUGGGACUUAACCUCCUCCUAUCCGUUUUUCUCCCACUUCUGUACCUCUUUGUCACCUCGAUUGUUAUUAUAUUAGUAUCCUAUUCGGAAUGUAUACUUUUAUUGUUCGAUGUGUGACGUCUGCGUGCCGAUCAUUGAGACACUUAUUACUCAGUUUCCGUAGGUUGUCACAUAUUUAAUGGCGACGUUUCUCGAUUUUUUUCCAUUUUUUCUCUCCCACCGCCCCUUUUUUCGACUUCAUAUUUUCCGUUCGGUACCCCAUUAAACCCGCAUUUUUUAUAUGUCCGUACCGACUAGACCGCGCUUCCACGAUGCCUAACACUCGAUCAACCUCCGAUGCCCAUUCCCUUAACAUCGCCCAACUAACCGCCGCAUUAGGCAAUCUGCUCACACGUACAUUCCCGGUGGCCCUGGAUUCCCUUAGACAGCUUCUUGAACUGACGAGUGCAGGCCGAGCGCUACUUAGUACACUUACCGGCCGACCAACGAAUGGACCAUAUUACGGGCCUCUUAGGUCUAACGGCUAAACGUUGGUUCAAUUAUCUGUGAGCACCACCUUCUACAACCCUCAGCAACCUAUGGACGACCCUGGAAAGCCUUUUUGGUGCCCAGGAACCCCUGAUCGCCCUCCAUCAUCACUUUUGCCUCCGCAGAAAACAGCUCGGGGAAAAUGUGGACUCCUACCUAGACGCCCUCUUAAGACACGGCAGCAGGGUCUUCCCAGUCUCCCACGUCUCCGAACAGGUCUUCUUACGUUUCGUGGGCGGUCUCUGCUCAGAAGACAUAAAACGGGAUUUUCGCAUCCGACCCCCUACAGACUUCCUCACAGUCCUACAAACGACAAUGAUAUUUGAGUCUGCCCCACCACAACAAGAACCUCGCCGUGCUCCCAAUAUUCCCCAGGGGCAACGCACAGUAUCCCUCCCUUGCGGUCAACAAUCUGAAUGACUGCUGGUACUGUCAGCAGUUCAAUUAUCAUGCUCGCAAGUGCGCUCACAACAAAUCCCCUGGUAAGACACCUCUUACUUUCUUGCCCUCUAUUUCCUCCUCACUACCCACAGAUCUCCCGCUGACGGUCACUGGCACAAUUUAUGAAACACCUGCAACCAUACUCAUUGACAUUGGUGCCAUUCGGUCUGUUCUGCCGUCUCCCCAUAUCCUCAUUACGCACUCCCCUCCCUCAGACAUUCAGUUAGUCACGGCUGAUGGUUCACCCCUGCGUUGCACUGGCACACAGCAAGUAUCCAUUGUCCUCCCCAACUGCACUGCCGUACAUCCCAUACUAGUUUCCCCGGACAUAGCAGUUGACGCCAUUGUCGGGUUCGACUUUCUCCGAGCUCACCAGCUUAUCAUCGACCCCAACAACUUUGCCGUAGUUCUGCGUUCCAGAUCAGCUAUCUCCAACAUCUUCGUGGAUGUCAGCACGCUAGACACUACUCCACCUAACUAG